CCAUGUAAGCGGCGCCGCCGCUCGCACCCCAGUUGCGGUGCAGCGGCCGUCGCUGGGGGAAGCACCCGGUACCUAGCGGCCCACGAACCUCGCUUCCCAUGGCGGUCACGAUGCUGGACCGCGAGCGCGGCUGGAGCGUCUCCUUCGCCGGCUGCGGCUUCCUGGGCGUCUACCACAUCGGCGCCGCCACCUGCCUGCAGGAGCGAGCCCCUCACAUCAUCCGCGACGCCCGGCACAUUUACGGUGCCUCCGCCGGCGCGCUCGCUGGCGCCGUGCUCAUCGGAGGCGGCUCCCUGGCACAAGCUUGUGCAGAUGUCCUGGCAUUAGCCAAAGAAGCUAGAAAGCGGAAUCUUGGUCCUCUUCAUCCUUCCUUUAAUAUAAUAAAGAUAAUAAGAGAUGGACUGAUAAGAAAUCUUCCAGAAAACACUCACCAGUUGUCAUCGGGCAGACUGUGUGUUUCACUAACCAGAGUAUCAGAUGGUAAAAAUGCAUUGAUAUCUAAUUUUAACUCUAAAGAAGAAGUUGUCCAGGCUUUAAUCUGUAGUUCAUUUGUCCCUAUUUAUUGUGGCCUAAUUCCACCGUCAUUUAGAGGUGUGCGCUAUGUGGAUGGAGGAAUCAGUGACAACUUGCCUCACUAUGAAUCUAAGAACACCAUCACAGUUUCGCCUUUCACUGGGGAGUGUGAUAUCUGUCCAAAGGGGAAUUCUGCCAACUUUCAUGAGAUGAAUGUGACCAACACUAGCAUUCAGUUGAGUAUGGGGAACUUAUAUCGUUUAACACAAGCGCUCUUUCCACCAGAACCUAAGGUACUAGGAGAGAUAUGUGAGCAAGGAUAUUCAGAUGCUCUUAAAUUCUUGAAAGAGAAUGGUAUUCUGAAUGACUCGAUUUAUAUCCACUUGUCCUUCACAAAAAGAAAUUCUCAUGAGGCUGCACAUCAUGCUGACUAUAUGGAGAUAAGAAAUUUGUCAGAAAAUAGAGUAGAAACUUUGAAAACGGAAGUACGUAAUGACCAGCUGAAGCAAAAUCCAUGGCCUUUGGAGCAGAGCAUAUUUGAGAGUCUACCUCCUAGGCUUCGUAAAGCACUGCAAGAAGCCUGUAAAGAGCAGAAUGGAUUCUAUGCUCAGUUCUCUAAGCUUUUCCCGAUGCGGGUAAUAUCCUAUCUGAUGCUCCCGUAUACACUACCAGUGGAGUCUGCUUACUCUGUUGCUUUGAGGUUAGUGAACUGGUUUCCUGACAUGCCUGCUGAUGUUCGCUGGAUGCAAGAACAGCUUUGUCGCAUUGCUGCUACAGUUUACUCCCAGGCUAAAAGCAAGCUGUUCUGUAUAUCCAGGAAAGACAAGUAUGCAUCACUAAGAAAAUGUAAAACUGUCCCAUCUACUAUGGAAUUUAAUUCUUCAUACUGCCACCUUAAAAUGCCUCACUCUUCUGUAGACCUUGAAACCUGGCUUUGGGAAUCUUCACGGUUCAUGCACUCAGCUAUGAAAAAUGCUUCUGCUAACAUACAAGAUCAUUCAGAAUUAAACUCCUAUCCUAAUUUUCUCCCAAAUCCUGAUGCGUCUGGCUUGGAAAUAGAUUUUGACUCUUCCUCAGAGGCAAGCUUCCAAACUGCCCCAGAGUAUUAAUUUCAAAUAGAUUCCAGAGUUUCCAAAAUUCCAGUUUGGCAGAGAAAUUUAAUUCCUAAAGGACUAAAGAUCACUUUAUUGCCAAUAAGUCUUGGAAAAUUAUUUGUUUACAGCUUUCUGACAAAUCUGCCUUGGGAAUUUUAUAAAAACAGUGGCUGCUAAUGCUGAGUAACACUACAAUUCUCUUGAAGCACCAGCUCAAUCAACUGUAGCAAGACUUGUAGUAAACCAUGUCUCUCUGCAAAGAAAAAUCUACUUUUGGAAUAAAAAUGUAACAAGCAUUGAUCAUACAAGCUUUUGAAAAAUAUAAUUCUUAACAAUAUGAAAGUGGACUUUUACUUCAUAAAGGGAAAUACACAAAUGAGCUCUUUAGUGGCCUUUUAGUGUCAUUUGCCUUAUGUUUAAAUAUACUGUGGUGUUUAUGGAAAAGAUACCUGCACGAGAUACUGUAGGAACAGUACUGGUCUAGGUGAUUAUAUGUAUUCCACAGUUCAUAUUACUUCUCUGUGUCUCUUCUUACCUCCAAAUACUUCAAGGGGAAAAGACAUAAGAAACAGGACACGUUCCCCUGAAGUGUAAACAGGUACAGUUUCUACAGUUUCUAUGAUGUUGGAGGACAUUUUUUUUUUUUUUGUACUUAAUAAGGACGUAGUACUUGACUAAGUAUUGAGAACUAGUGACUGAUUAGUAGCAAAGAGUUUGAGAAAGUGUUAAACUUUUACAGAUGUUUAAAAAAUGAACAUAUAACAAGUGGAGAAUGAUGUUUAAAUCUUCUCACUAAUUGCUGCCUCAUUGUUCUCCAUCAUUCGUUCCCCAUAACUUGAGAGAACUUUCUUGCCUUCCUUCACUUCCUGCUAAAGAAGGGAAGAAAAAAGGGGUCACUGCUUUCUCAGUAAGGUGUGAUAACAUAAAGAAUUUUUUUAAGGUGGAUUGCUGGAAGAAGCAAAUGUGGAAGAUUUAGUGGAAGUAUCAGUAUUCAGGGAGCUGUGAUAAGGUCUCAAGUAAUGGGUUGGAAGUCAGCCAGAUCAUAGCUGCAUUGAGCAAUGAGCAUUUUAAACACCUUCCACUGCAAAGAUUCUGCAUAAUUUUAAUAAAGACAAUGUAUUAGUGUAUGAGUACAUCAGGAGAAGUAAAUAACUGUUGGAAUUAAUGGAGAUAUCUGAUGUUUUGUUACGUCUUCGUGUGCUUUUAAGUAGAAGGAAAUAGUGAUGGUUUCAAAGUUGAGUUUGUGCAUGUGUUUAGAGGCCAGGUGUGUAACACUUGGAAACUCCUCAUUCCACAAUGCAAAUUCUGUCAACUAAUGUGCAGCCGAGGGAAGGGGCUGUGGAUGCUCACUGAGAGUAUCUUAUGUGAGGAGAAAUAAUGAGACUGUGAGGCUCAGAAGAGGGAACUUUGGAGCGUGAACUUCAGUAUCUGGAAGUCUGUCAAAUAACAAAAAGUAGAAUUCCUGAAUUGGACCAGCCUUGAAGCAGUUCCCCAGUUGUGAUUUGUCUAAGCUUGAAGUGCUGAAUUUCACAUUAAAAUUGAUUUUAGAAUGGUGGGAGAUAGGGGAGAAAUUGUCAAGCUAUCCAUUUCCACGCUAUAGAAGACCGGUGCUACUUUAACUCUUCUGCUCAUUUCUUCUGUGUAUAUAUCUUUAGAAUUUGCAAGAAAAGUUGGAAAUUUUACUCUAACUACAGCUAAAAGAUACAAGACUUGAUUUAUAUUGUCUUUAUUUAUAACUUUAAACUUUCUAUAAUUUAAUUUUAUAAUGUUCUGCAAAAAGUUAGUUUUACCAGUAUGUGUUAGAAUUUGAGCAGGAAUGCCAAGUUGUGCUUCCUUUCUGUGUAUUGGAGUAGUUCUAAUAACCACAUUUAAAUCAAAUUUAACCACUUCUUCCAUUGUGCACAGCUCUGAUUUUGUCUCUUUUUUUUCUAAAAUAAAAAGACAAUCUCUUCUGUU
Molecule: messenger RNA, 3563 nt
Organism: Colius striatus (speckled mousebird)
Lineage: Eukaryota; Metazoa; Chordata; Aves; Coliiformes; Coliidae
Product: patatin-like phospholipase domain-containing protein 2
Exons: 9
Coding region: 99-1622 (507 amino acids)
Biological process (GO): positive regulation of triglyceride catabolic process; lipid homeostasis; triglyceride catabolic process
Cellular component (GO): membrane; lipid droplet; cytoplasm
Molecular function (GO): triacylglycerol lipase activity
Source: RefSeq, a predicted model, not a curated record